GAUCUCGUCUCAUCCUCUCCAAGACUCCAACCCCAUCCACAUCGAGGUUUGAAGAAGAAGGUUUAGGAAGGAGGAUGGGCGAGUUCGACGAUUACUGGGCGCGGGCGUACAGGGGCGACCCCGCCGUGCCGCACUCUGACCCGCAGAGGCUGGUCUCCACCUGGACCGGCGCCUUCGCCCUCGGCGCCGCCGCCUGCGUCCACCACCACGCCUCCUCCCUCGCCUCCAACCUCAAGUCCCUUCCCCACAGUUGGCAAGACAUGACAAUGAUACUCGAUCAGAAGCGCUGGAAGAAAAUUCUCGAUAAGAAGCAGCAACAAGUUUAAGUUCCAUAUAUCUUUCAACGCUUGGGCCACAGUUGGAUGAGCUUUCUUUCUAGCUGUUGUGCAAGGUGGAAGACGCUUGGGCCACGGUUGGAUUAGCUUUCUGUCUAGCUGUUGUGCAAGGUGGAAUGAGUUUCGGAUAUUUUUGGUCUCGUCGAUACAGUUUUCUAUCUCUUGUUUUCUCACAACUAGGUCAAAGAAAAUGAUGCCUCACGAAGGGUACACAUUUUUCUAUUUUUUAAUUAGUUGUGCUAAAAAUGGGAUCCAA
Lolium perenne is the source of this 591-nucleotide messenger RNA. RefSeq lists its product as uncharacterized. The record is from RefSeq and is a predicted model, not a curated record. Lineage: Eukaryota; Viridiplantae; Streptophyta; Magnoliopsida; Poales; Poaceae.